AUGUUGAAGCUCAAAUUACGACCAUCUUCUUUAAAACUAACAGUUAAGAACACUUUAACAACAAAGCAAACAUCCCUAAUUACACCAACAUUAUGCAUUAGAUCGACCAGUACGAAAUCGACCCCCUUCGUGCGGAGAUCAGACAAAACCUCGACAGUUAAAAAGCUUAAAACAAAGGAGGAGCUGGCCAAAGAACAGUUUGAGGAACUUUUGAAGUCUCCCAACCGACUGAUCAGAUGGGGUGCGAUUGCUAGAUCUGAAGAAUUCUCAAAAGGUAUGACCAAGUAUUUGAUAUUGAUGUAUGUAGCCUUUUUGAUAUACGGGAUGUUUUUCAUGAAGAAACUGUAUCAUAAGGAGAAAGAAUUGGAGGCAUUAGAGAAGAAGCGGGACGAGGGUACUAUCAAUGAAUACGAGACUUUAAGAAUUAAGGAAUUGAAAGGAAAAUUACGCAGAAGAGAUGAGCUCAAGCUAGAAGAGUACCGGAAGAUGCAAGAGCAGGAUGGGAAAGAGAACUUUGAUGGAAUCUUUUUACCUAACAACGACCAGAAUAAACAGAAUAAGAGCAUCCUGGCCCCCACCGAUACAACGCCAUUCUAUGACAAGAAAGCCGAAGAGUACGAUUCAGAUAUUAAUUUUGAGGAGAAAAUGAUUAGAAUGGGGAAGAGAAGGAAAUGGUUGAUGAGACAUUGCCAUGGAGAUGUUCUUGAGGUUUCAUGUGGUACUGGUCGAAAUAUUCCAUAUCUUAACAUUGAUCGGGUCAAGUCGAUCACUUUCCUGGACUCUUCGGAACCGAUGAUGGAGAAAACCAACAAAAAAUUUCGACAAAAGUUCCCCUCCUACAAGAACGCAGCAUUUGUCGUUGGAAGAGCGGAGGACUUACCUAAACUAGUAUCUGACAGAAAAAGAGUAAAGUACGACACCAUCGUCGAAGCUUUCGGGAUUUGCUCUCACGAGGAUCCUGUCAGUGCGCUAAAGAAUUUUGGUAAUUUGCUAAAACCUGAUGGUAGAAUUGUUUUGUUGGAGCACGGUAGGAGUGAACAUCACCUGAUAAACAACAUCCUGGAUAAGCGUGCAGAGAAAAGAUUAGAAACUUGGGGUUGUAGGUGGAACUUAGACAUUGGAGAGAUACUCGAUGACUCAGAUCUAGAGAUAGUGGAGGAAAAAAGAACUCAUAUGGGCACCACUUGGUGUAUUGUAGCGAAGAGGAAAGGCGACGUCAAGAAAAAGGACGAAAUCGGCUUCUUUGAAAAGUACAUUGGCUCCAGCGUCAAGGGGAGAAUGCAAGCAUUUGAAAAGGAGGACGAGAAAAAUUAG
Molecule: messenger RNA, 1314 nt
Organism: Huiozyma naganishii CBS 8797
Lineage: Eukaryota; Fungi; Ascomycota; Saccharomycetes; Saccharomycetales; Saccharomycetaceae
Gene: OMS1
Product: putative RNA methyltransferase
Exons: 1
Coding region: 1-1314 (437 amino acids)
Source: RefSeq, a predicted model, not a curated record